Striga asiatica is the source of this 1085-nucleotide messenger RNA. Lineage: Eukaryota; Viridiplantae; Streptophyta; Magnoliopsida; Lamiales; Orobanchaceae. The record is from the annotation of a GenBank genome assembly.
AUAGUUGUUGAUGGAGCUCAUGCAGAAUCCGCGCUGUUUAUUGUGACAAGUUCUGUGAAGAGGCAACACUGAAUGAUUUCUUCAGUUACAUUUGUACGAUUGUUGAGCUAUUUAGAAUAGAAGGGUUUGGUCUCCCAGCAUUCUUCAACCGGUUGAUCGAUAACUUGUCAAACCCUCCCAGCAGACCUUCAGUGUGUAGCCAACAUCAACUGGAGGGCUUCCGACAUCGUCUUAAUGGCUUCUGGGAUUGUGUAUUGAAUACCAUGGCACUGAGGUCCUCUUCGGCUAGAGCUGAAUUAUUUACAGGAAUUCAUAAGAUACGGCGCUUCGCCCCAGAGGAAGUGAGACGUGCUUUGAGAGGUGUAUUAUCGAGUACAUAUCCACCUCAGAUUACAUCUGAUUGGAGAGAUUCAAUUGCUGAAAGCGGACAUCCAGUCCUCAAAAAGGUUUUACGGUACAUUCCUGGUGAUUCAGACCAAAACAACAAAAAGGCUAUGAAGGGUGAAGAUCCGGAUAGGAAGUUUGGGCUUUAUGAACCUGAUGUUGGCAGCUUGUCUGUUUUUCCAAGACAAGUAAAUGAACAUGGAAAGUCUAAGGUGGAUCCAGGAUUGGAAUUGCAACCAGAGGAGAAAGAAAAUUUUCACAAACUUUCAGAGUUGGACCUUCUGACCCUCCAUUACCUCGAAGACAGUCUUCCAGAUCAGAUUUAUGGGAAUGGAUUAGUUAGCCUCUUCACUUCUGCUUGCUGCAUCUGCUUGGCCCAGUCACUUGUCCGCUGUUUGAAUCUUGAGAAAACUGCAUGCGCCAGGCAGCAUCAUCUGGCAUCUGAUUGUGCUUGCUUGAUACUGCCUGUACAGGCAGUUCUCAAGGCAUCAACCAGACAAGCCCUAGCUGAUGCUGGCUGCUGCAGCUGCAGCACUAGCUACAGUUGGAAGAGGUGCUGGAGGAUUACACCCGACGAGAAGUCCUUGGUCGUGGAACCUGGAGCAUCCGCCACCGUGUUUUUGGCUGGAACCUCCUCUGCCGCCGUGUCCGCUGCCGUAUUUUCGGACAACCUGGUCGUGGUCGUCCGAAAAAAUCAAUAG